CCUCUGUGUGCAUCUGUGUGUGUUGCACCUGUGUUAUCUAAAGACCGGAUAAUAAUUUAAAACAAUUAAAUUAAAAAACAAUUGUUGAAUAAAAAAAAUAUAAAAAUGGUUUUUACAUCAUUGACACUUUUGGCCAGAAACAGGGGUCCAGAUGAAUUUUGGAGAAAAAGAAAAAUAUUUAAAAUGGCCAUGCAUUAUCGUGGACGUGCAAGAAAUUGUUAUUCAGUAACAAUAAAAGCUGUCAACAGAGCAAUGAUGUUUGCAACCAGAGGAAGACAACUAAAAAGAAUGCAAUUGUCUGAUCUUUGGAAUCAAAGACUUAAUGCAGCAACUGCUGAGCAUGGAAUAACAACUAAUAUUUUGAAAGAAGGUCUUGCUAGAAAUGAUAUUUUUCUUAACAGAAAAAUUCUUACUGAUUUAGCUUGUUGGGAACCAAGAACAUUCAGGUCUCUCACUCAAACAGCAUUAGCAAGAACCAAACAUGAUGGUCUUAAUUCAGUCAAAAAUCUUGAUGCACCAGUUGGUGUUAUCACUCGGGGUAUGAUUAAAUAAUCAACUAAAUAAAAACAAAUUUAAUAACUGGAAAAAAACAAUAAAACAAAUUUAUUUGUUAAUAAUAAUAUUAAUUAGAUUUUUAUCAC
Molecule: messenger RNA, 641 nt
Organism: Aphidius gifuensis
Lineage: Eukaryota; Metazoa; Arthropoda; Insecta; Hymenoptera; Braconidae
Gene: mRpL20
Product: 39S ribosomal protein L20, mitochondrial
Exons: 3
Coding region: 106-552 (148 amino acids)
Biological process (GO): ribosomal large subunit assembly; translation
Cellular component (GO): ribosome
Molecular function (GO): rRNA binding; structural constituent of ribosome
Source: RefSeq, a predicted model, not a curated record